CCUAGUACAAAUCUAAAUGCGAAAAAGAGAAAAGAGGAAAAUAAAGGCGAAGUGAAAAUUUCAAGGUGCUUGGGUCAAGCUGUGGGCGGUGAAGAGCUGAUGGAAUUUAUUACAGAAAUGGGAGUCGUGUUGCGACAAUAUGCACCACUUAAUGUUAACAAAUGGGCUGAAGUACCUAUGCAUUAUAAGGAUAAGAUGUGGGAUGAUUUAAUGAGAAUGUCGGAGCAAAAUAAAGCAAAUCGAGCAAAACAAUCAACCAGCUCAAUCUGUGUUUAUAAAAGAGGUGAUGAUAACAUAUACAUUUUUGUGCCGCCUUGCAGUCAACAUAUAUAUUUUUUGUGCAAAGGCGCUAGUUCGAGUGUCCCGACCUAGCGGGAGGAUCGCGGCAAGGGCUUGGCGCCCUAGUGGUACCAGUUGGUAGCUUACUUUCCUACUUGCAUUAGUUCACCCUGUGCUUAUAUUUUGAGAGUAGAUGUUGUAUAGGGUGAGGUUUUCGAGAGUACUUGAUGUAUUUACUUUUUGGAAAAGAUUGAAAAACAUGUAUGAUGGUUUAAAGAGUUUAAUG
This is a messenger RNA of Ananas comosus (pineapple), 565 nucleotides long. RefSeq lists its product as uncharacterized. The transcript is spliced from 4 exons. The coding region runs from base 100 to 372 and encodes 90 amino acids. The record is from RefSeq and is a predicted model, not a curated record. Lineage: Eukaryota; Viridiplantae; Streptophyta; Magnoliopsida; Poales; Bromeliaceae.